This is a messenger RNA of Ciona intestinalis (vase tunicate), 2064 nucleotides long. Lineage: Eukaryota; Metazoa; Chordata; Ascidiacea; Phlebobranchia; Cionidae. The record is from RefSeq and is a predicted model, not a curated record.
ACCCUUAUAAGGAAUACGCAAAAUUGUCUAAUUCCCUCAAAAUUAAAAAAAAAAAACUUAAAAUGUUCAUGUGUUUAUUACUUUAUUAGAAAUGAUUCUGUUCGACGUUCUUUUAAAACGUUUAGGCGGCGCUGGUCUCUCGCAGGUUGUUCUGUCCUUUUUACUCGGAUAUUACAAUGUUACCAGUGGAAUUAACGGUCUAGCUACUGUCUUUAUAGCAUAUGAACCAGACUCAAGAUGCAAUGUACCACCAUUAGAUAACAGUACAGCUUAUCCGAACCUGACAGAGCCAGACAUUUUAAACUACACAACCCCAUACGAUGUUACUAAGCAAGCAUAUGAUACCUGCAGCAGGUACGGGUACGACUUGAACACUUGCAACGGAGACUUGACGUGUGUCAAUCAAACUUAUCCACCAGUGGUUUGCGAUAAAGGAUAUCAUUACGAUAAAUCACUAUUUACAGAAACCGUGGUCAGCGAGUUCAAUCUAAUAUGUGACCGCAAGUAUUUAAGUUCCCUGUCCACUUCACUCUACUACGCUGGAAUGAUGAUCGGGUCUAUUCUCUUUGGGAACUUAGCAGACAUGAUCGGUCGCAAACCAACUAUAGUGUUGACAUUUAUUGGAGUUUUGGGUUCAAUGUUUGGUAUAACGUAUUCGACGUCAGUGGAAAUGUACAUGGCUUUCCGCACAGCCACAGCUGCAUUUGGUUAUGGAACAACUUUAGGAACAUUUGUAUACAUUAUGGAAGUGGUUGGAAGUGAAUGGCGGACGUUCUUUGGGAUCGGGAACCAAGCUUUCUUUACCCUUGGGUACAUGGUGAUGUCGGGGGUGGCGUAUAACUGGAGGAAUUGGCAUGACAACAUGUUAGUAAGUACCUUACUGGGUGUUCCGUUUCUACUUUUCGCCAUCAUUGUCCCGGAAUCGCCACGUUGGUUAUUUUCUAAAAAUAAAAAUAAGGAAGGGAUUAAGGUUACAAAGUUAUUGGCAAGGAUAAACAAAGUCACGAUCACUGAUGAAGACUGGGAAGAAGCCAGAAAAGCAGGAGAAGAAAUAGAGAAAGCUAAAGAAAGCACAUCAGAAAGAAAAUACUCGACACUCGACUUAUUUAGAUACCGUGGGACGUUUAUCAUAACUAUUAAAGUAAUGUUUAACUGGUUUGUGAACAGUUUCGUAUAUUACGGAAUUUCAUUGAACGCCGGGGCACUGGCUGGGGAUAUUUUUGUGAACAACACAUUAAACGGGGUUAUGGAAAUGGGGUCUUUUGUUCUUUGUAUUUUGUUAAUGGACCGAAUUGGACGGCGAAUUCUUCUCUCAGGGAUGAUGUUUUUAGCUGGCAUUGGACUCAUUAUAAGUCUUGUUGUUAAUGAAUACAAAGGAGGCAACCAAAGUCUAGAGACUUUAAGUUUGGUAUUCGCGUUUGCAGCCAAGAUAGGAAUUUCUGGUUCUUUUGGCGUCAUAUAUAUUCUUACAACUGAGCUCUACCCUACGGUAAUAAGAAGUAACGGAGUGGCUGCGGGCUCGGUAAUGGCGCGCGUUGGUGGGAUUAUUGCCCCAUUUCUAAUCGCUUUGCAGGAUGACAUCACAUGGUUGCCCAACGCUAUUUUCGGAGUACUUGCUAUAUUGGCGGCAUUCGCAUCUUUAACUUUCCCGGAGACGAACGGUAACGGGAUGAUGGAAACCAUUGACGAAGCUGAAAUAUUUUACAAAACAAGGAAAAUAAACAGCCAAGCAUACGAAAGUUCUGAAGAAGUUGGCAUGGAGAAAAAGGACACCGGCCACGAUAACACUGCUUUCUCUUCUAUAAGUGAUAACGAGACAAAAACUGCAAAAUUUUAACUCCAUUUUUUUUCACUUUUUCGUAAUUUACAAUUUUCAAAUUAGAUUUUAGAAUUAGCCACGUUUAUUUUUCAUUAGUGUUUGCGACUGUAAUGUUUUGUCGUUACAAGUUACAACUAACCACUGGACUGUAAGUUAAAAUAAGCAUAAGCUAUAGGCUACAUAACUUGCAUAUAAAUAUACAUUGUUUUAUUAAAAAUGACGAUGCCAUUUAGGCGAAAUACCUA